AAUAUUAGUUUUAUAGUUAUGAAUAGAUAUGUAAUAGGUUACUAUCAACAAGACGGUUUGGCCGAGUGGUCUAAGGCGCCAGAUUUAGGCUCUGGUCCGAAAGGGCGUGGGUUCAAAUCCCACAGCCGUCAAAAUUUUUUGUUAUUUCACUAAACUGAACCCUCUAGCUUACGCAGCAGGUUUACCUUUUCACCAGUAUAUAAACCCUUACUUUUGAACAUUUCUUCACUUCUCCAGUCUCUUCCGCCAAACUCCAUCUCCCUCGGAUCUAUUCUCAUUUUCCUUUCUCGAAUCCAAUCAAAGAGAUCAAAAAUGGCAGACCACACAACUCUCCCACAUCGUUUCUUCCUCUCAAUAUCACUACUAUCGAUCCUCGCGGUUUCGCAACCAGAUCUCACCAAAGAACUCGUUUCCCUCCGAUCAUCCUCCGAAUCCGGCGUGAUCCGCCUCACCGACGACACCGUUUCGAAAUUCAUAACCUCCGUAUCCACACCACGACCUUACUCCCUCAUCAUCUUCUUCAACUCCAUUGAUCUCAACAGCAACCCCCUCCAAGAGUUCCGCAGAGAAUUCGCAUUCGUCUCCGCCUCUUUCAUCGCCAACAACAACAACAGAUCUGACGUAGCCAACAAGGUGUUCUUCUGCGAGAUCGAUGAAUCAUCGGACUCAGAGGCUUUCGGCCUUUUCGGCAUCCAGUUCCUCCCCCAAAUCUGCCUCGUCGAUCCUUUGAUGGAGAAUCUACAAGACAAAACAGGCAGAAUGGAGGAAGAAGAUGUGGAUGGAACCGCGGAGUCUGUGGUGGAGUUCAUCGAGAGCCGAACUAACCUCACCGUUGGUCCACUCCACCGCCCGCCGCUCCUUUCCAAGACGCAGAUCAGCGUAAUCGUAGCCCUAAUCGCGAUCUCGACUCCUUUCCUUAUCAAGAAGGUUCUCAAGGGAGAGACGGUCCUCCACAAUAGUAGAGUCUGGCUAUUCUGCACCGUUUUGGUGUACUUCUUCAGCGUCUCCGGGACUAUGCAUAACAUCAUCAAAGGAAUGCCUAUGUUCGUGAGAGAUCACGAGGAUUCGAACAAGCUCGUUUUCUUCUACAAAGGAGAGAAUUUUCAGCUCGGGGCGGAGGGGCUCUCUGUCGGGCUCUUGUACAAUGUGGUUGGGCUGCUCUUGGCGUAUGUCACUAAUGCGCUUGUGCGCGUCAGGAGUGUCAGUGGGCAGAGGGUGUUUAUGAUGUUGGCUAUGGUCGUGUCGUUGUUGGCUGUGAAGAAGGUUGUUUACUUGAAUAGUUGGAAGACUGGUUAUGAGAUUCAAACGUAUUGGCCAUCUAGUUGGCAUUGAUGGAUCUUUACCUUAAGAGACAAAUAAAGGAAGAAGUGAAGAAGAAGUUGCAAGGGCAUUUGUGAAUCACUAUUACCAUCUCUUUGACAAUGAUCGAUCUUCUCUUUCCACUCUCUACAAUCCCACCUCGUUGCUUACUUUCGAAGGCCAAAAGAUCUACGGCGUGGAAGAUAUCUUCAAUAAGCUCAAACAACUUCCGUUCGAUCAGUGUCGUCAUUUGAUCAGCACCGUUGAUUCGCA
Brassica rapa (field mustard) is the source of this 1572-nucleotide messenger RNA. Its product is annotated as probable dolichyl-diphosphooligosaccharide--protein glycosyltransferase subunit 3B. NCBI's taxonomy places the organism in Eukaryota, Viridiplantae, Streptophyta, Magnoliopsida, Brassicales, Brassicaceae. Gene Ontology annotation, cellular component: oligosaccharyltransferase complex. The record is from RefSeq and is a predicted model, not a curated record.